Molecule: messenger RNA, 726 nt
Organism: Papaver somniferum (opium poppy)
Lineage: Eukaryota; Viridiplantae; Streptophyta; Magnoliopsida; Ranunculales; Papaveraceae
Product: HIV Tat-specific factor 1 homolog
Exons: 1
Coding region: 1-726 (241 amino acids)
Source: RefSeq, a predicted model, not a curated record
AUGGAAAUCAAAACCUCCCUGAAAAACAACCAGAAUUCUCACCUCGCCGAUACAUCUUCAACCAAGUCAGGAUAUAAACAAGCCAAAAAUCUUUCUUUAGCUCUGCAAGAUCAGGAGAUAGAAAAGUUGAGAAGAGAGUUGUUGGAGGAAUUGGAUAGACGCGCAAUGGAAAGGAUUCAACAGAAGCGAGAGGCUGAAGAACAAGCAUCACAAGAGAUGGCUCGACAUAGGAGUGAGGAAGAGAUACUUGAUGCUUUAUUUGAGGUUUGGAAAGUAAAGCACUUUGAUCGAGAAUAUCGAAAAGAGGAUGAGGGAGCAGCAAGGGCAAAGAGGCCAAAGGGUGUCGUAAGUGCAACGGAUAGCGAUUCCGAUGAAGAGUCGGAGAAUGGAUUUGAGUACCCAAUAGAGGAGAUGAACACAAGUGAUGAGGACUCAGAUACCGUUGAUGAUCGAAAAAGGAUGGAGGCAUAUCUUGACAGGAAGCUGCGCAGGAGAUUUGAUGAUGAGAGAGCCCAACCAACUUUCUUUUCCAGAACCAUGCAAGAGGGGGAGACAAGUGCUGAUGAAGAGAUUCUGGAGGAUAAGAGUGAUGAGAGUGAAGGAAGCGACAGUGAUGAGAGUUCAUCUUCAGAUGACAAUCCAGUAUCUCCUGCAUCAACAGGCAGUGAGUAUAAUGCUCAAUAUUCAAAGGAGGAGAAUUGGAGCUACGAUGGAGAGGACUUUUAG